Cyprinus carpio (common carp) is the source of this 2316-nucleotide messenger RNA. RefSeq names its product lysophospholipid acyltransferase LPCAT4. Gene Ontology annotation, cellular component: endoplasmic reticulum. The record is from RefSeq and is a predicted model, not a curated record. Gene Ontology annotation, molecular function: 1-acylglycerophosphocholine O-acyltransferase activity. The coding region runs from base 392 to 1906 and encodes 504 amino acids. NCBI's taxonomy places the organism in Eukaryota, Metazoa, Chordata, Actinopteri, Cypriniformes, Cyprinidae. Gene Ontology annotation, biological process: phosphatidylcholine acyl-chain remodeling. The transcript has 13 exons.
GACUAUUUUAGACUGGUUCGGGUAGGCGCCGCUGCGGAGUAGCCCAGUACCUGCGUGAUUCGUCAUAGACAUAAACAGAGAGAAGUAGCUCCGGCUACAGUGUUCUUCCGCGAGACGCACGCAGUUCUGUUUAUUAGCCGCUAGAGCGCCUAAAGUUACAGACUGCAGAUCUAAGUUUGUGUGUGCUGACCGUUCCCGGAGGUCGAACGCUUUCUAGUUUCGUUUUACAUCAGUAUUUUUUACCAGAUGGGGCUGGGUUCGUUUCACGCAAAUACUCUUGAAGUUUUCUUUUAGUGUCGCUGCCAUCUUAACUUUUUAUUCCCUCGUUUAUUUGGGACCUGGUCUCGUUCAUCCAGCUGUUAUUAUUAUCGGUUUACCGAAGCGUUCGGUGAUGAUGUGGAAGACACACACUCCGCAUCCGUUCGUUCAUGAAGUGAAAUUAACAGCAGCUCGGCGGAUUCGGGGAAUGAUUCUGGGCGUGGUUCUGUUUCCUGUACGCAUCACCCUGGCCACACUCUUCUUCCUGCUCAUGUGGCCCGUCGCUCGUCUGCGAUUGGCCGGUCUGUCGGCGGCGGAGAGGGCGGAGCCAGUGCGGGGCUGGCGCUGGUGGCUCUUCCAUCACAUCAUGCUCUUCCUCAGCCGCGCCGUCUUCUUCUCCGUGGGCUUCCUGUGGAUUAGGGUCAAAGGGCGUCAGGCAGGACUGAAGGAAGCGCCGGUGUUGGUCGUAGCGCCACACAGUGGAUUCCUGGACAUGCUAGUGCUUUACGCGACAGGUCUGCCGAUCGUCGUGUCGCGGGCGGAGAACUGCAGACUCCCCGUCAUCGGAGCGCUGCUGGAGUUCAAUCAGUCGCUGAUAGUGAGUCGAAAAGAUCCACAGUCCAGGAAGAAAUGUGUGUCUCAGAUCUGUGAGAGAGUCACCUCUGACGCCCGCUGGCCUCAGAUGCUCAUGUUUCCUGAAGGAACAACGACUAACGGCCGAGCUCUGAUCAAAUUCAAACCCGGAGCGUUUCUGGCCGGCGUUCCCGUGCAGCCCGUCCUGCUCCACUAUCCUGGAGAACCGGACACGGUUCGCUGGACCUGGAAAGGACAGACGUGGCUCGGUGCUCUGUGGCACACCACCUCUCAGAUCCACACCAGCGUCACUGUGGAGUUCCUGCCCGUCUACACGCCGUCACCGGACGAGAAGCAGAGCCCCGAGUUAUACGCAGAGAACGUACAGAAGCUCAUGGCCGAAGCUCUGUGUGUUCCUGCCACUGAUUACGUGAUGGAGGGCCGUUCUCCUGAUAAAAAACUGGGAAACCUCUCGCUUCCCCUGGAGCCUCCGGCACAGGAAACACUCAGACUGCUCCGUGAACACGGUCUCACUAGUGCUCAUGUGGAGGCCGUGAUGAACCACGUGAUUGACAGCUGUCACUCAGGCCAGAGCUCCAUGGUAACAGCCGAUCACCUGGCCGCUCUAUUGGGGCUGAAGGACAGAAAGAUGGCGGUGAAGAUCUGCUCGCUUUACUCAAAGGACGAUACGGUGGAUCUGAGGCAGAUCUGUCUGAGUGUUUCUGCUGUUUCUGGGUUCAGGAGUCUGGAGUCUCUCAUACACAUCUGUUGGCAGUGGUACGACGCAGACCAGGAUGGGUUGUUGAGCGCAGAUGAUCUGUCUGGGCUGAUGGGGGCGCUGGUGGGUGUCCCUCAGUACUCUAUCACAGAGAUGUAUACGGCGCUGACCGCCAGGGGGCGACCCACUGAAGCUUCUCUGCAAGACUUGCUGAUGACGCAUCCAGUUUAUCGCAGAGUCUGUACCGAGUAUCUCCACUCCAGUGGGUCCGCGGACAGAAAUCACAAUGGGAUUCCCAACAGAAAGGCCAACGGGAUUAAUAACGGUUACGGAGCGACCGAAACGAAGUCCGACUGAGGUUGCAUCGCAAUACUGGAACGAACGUCUGCAAAUAUUCAAUAUCUUUACACCAAGCCAGGUGUUAGCUGUUGUUCAGUCCGACUGGACGUACGUUAACUAGCAUGGACUGAGCGCGAGUUGAGAUUGUAGUUUUGAGGUUACGUGUAUGCGAGUGAUUUCUUGUAAUUUGUGCUGUUUUCGCGUCAGUCUCUGCGCUGGGAAAGAUACUGUGAGAAUAUACCACUACUACAUGUGCCCUGGAUAUAUAUUUUAUCAUGAAGUCCGAAGGAUCCGUUUGUGUAUUUAAAACUGUAUUUUUGUCAUUUUAAGCUUUGUAUAUUGGAAAAACCAAAGACGUACUGUACUGCGAAGGAUUUCUGCCGAAGUGUCAUAUUUUAUACUUUAAUAUAUUAAAAUGUUUUAAUAAA